Molecule: messenger RNA, 4007 nt
Organism: Astrephomene gubernaculifera
Lineage: Eukaryota; Viridiplantae; Chlorophyta; Chlorophyceae; Chlamydomonadales; Astrephomenaceae
Source: the annotation of a GenBank genome assembly
AUCCAAACAGCCUUGCUAUCUUUAGGAUACUGCAUAACCUUACACUGUCUUAGGGGACAAUGGAUGCUCUUCCUUUAAGCAAACUGGUCGCGGUUACACGAUAUUGGCUGUCUUGUUACACAGCGACGGCUCUGUGUCAUGUACCAAAUGCAAAAGACAUUACAAAAGCCAUUCCACCUGCAAACAUACAUUUCUUGGUGCUGACCUAGCAUUGCCAUUCUGGCAUCCAGGAGCAGCGACCGUAUUAGCAAUAGUGACUGUGCAUUGCGCGUGGAGCCUUAUGGAGAAUACUCGGCAGCUAGUUUGCUCUGGCACCUGCACUUGAUAGCCAAAGCUUAGGCCCUAAUGCACCUGUGCGAUGACGGCCGGACAAUGUAUGCACAAGCCCUGGACAUGUAGCUUGGGACAGGUGGUGAAGAUGUGUCCAUUCUUAUGACAAUGGCGACCUUUUGUGCCCAAGCGACUGAUGUCUUCCUUCGCCAUCACAGGUAAGCUAGAAGCAAGUAGCAGCUCAGGUGGCAACGAAUCAGGCGGUAGCAGCUCUGGGGAUAGCAGCUCGUGCGGCAGCUGCUCAGGUGGCAGCGGUGCAGACGUCUGUCUCAGGCGGCUGCGGCUUGGGUGCCUAUGUGUUGGGUAGCAGCAGGGUAACUGCCCUGAGCAAGAACCGGGUCUUGUAAGUGUUUCUUUGCUGGCCCUCCUUCUGGACCGCACUGCCCCCCCCCCCCUCCUCCCAAUCCACUUUCGUACCUGCAGUGCAGGUGCAUAUGCCGUCUUUGCCAUAUGCCUUCCUUAUCUCUGCCCGCCACCACCCCAUUAGAUUGCUCUCCUUCUCCUUUCCUCACCACGAUUGCAUGCACGCAUGCUGUCUCUGCUGUGAGCCUGCCCUCUCCUUGCUUAGCUCGUCCUUCCCUGCCGCCACCCCCGCCGCGGAUUGCUCUCCUUCUCCUUCCCCCGCGCUUUUCCCUUCCUCCCUUUGACGCAUGCAUGCCUCCCCUCGUGCUGUAGGAAGCAUCGGAGGGCGGAGACAAGGAGCAUUUGGCCGCUAGCCCGCUAGCAGCCCCCGCAUGGAGGAAGCUUCGGAGGGCGGGGACAAGGAGCAUUUGGCCACUAGCCCGCUAGCAGCCCCCGCAUGGAGGUAAGACAACUUCGCAGACAGCUGUUUGUUGUGUAUGUCGGCGCUGCAUCCGUUUGUGCCGGCCCCAACCCUUCCUGCUGCCCCCAUGGCUCAAUCCUGCUGCACACUUGCCUCCUCUCUAGCCCGCCCUCUUACCCGCAGCAUUGCAUGCGCAUGUGCUGUCCCCGCUGCGAGCCUGCCCUCUCCUUGCUUAGCACGUCCUUCUCUGCCCGCCACCACCCCAUUACAUUGCUCUCCUUCUUCUUUCCUCACCACGAUUGCAUGCACGCAUGCUGUCUCCGCUGUGAGCCUGCCCUCUCCUUGCUUAGCACGUCCUUCCCUGCCGCCACCCCCGCCGCGGAUUGCUCUCCUUCUCUUUCCCCCCGCGCUUUUCCCUUCCUCCCUUUGACGCAUGCAGGCCUCCCCUCGUGCUAUAGGAAGCAUCGGAGGGCGGGGACAAGGAGCGUUUGGCCACUAGCCCGCUAGCAGCCCCCGCAUGGAGGUAAGACAACAUGUGCAGACAGCUCUUCGUUGCGUAGUUCGGCGCUGCAUCCGUUCCUGCCAGCCCCAACCCUUCCUGCUUUCCCCAUGGUCCAAUCCCACUGCACACUUGCAUCCUCCCUAGCCCGCCCUCUUACCCGCAGCAUUGCAUGCGCACGUGCUGUCCCCGCUGCACGUCUACCCUCUUUUUGUUUAGCGCGUCCUUCCCUGCCGCCACCCCCGCCGCGGAUUGCUCUCCUUCUCCUUCCCCCGCGCCUUUCCCUUACUCCCUUUGACGCAUGCAGGCCUCCCCUCGUGUUGUAGGAAGCGGAGGGCGGGGACAAGGAGCAUUUGGCCACUAGCCCGCUAGCAGCCCCCGCAUGGAGGUAAGACAAGAUGUGCAGACAGCUGUUCGUUGUAUAGUUCGGCGCUGCCUCCGUUCCUGCCAGCCCCAACCCUUCCUGCUUCCCCCAUGGCCCGCGCUAGCCCGCCCUCUUACCCGCAGCAUUUCAUGCGCACGUGCUGUCCCCGCUGCAAGUCUACCCUCUUUUUGUGUAGCGCGUCCUUCCCUGCCGCCACCCCCGCUGCAGAUUGCUCUCCUUCUCGUUCCCCCGCGCUUUUUCCUUCCUCUCUUUGACGCAUGCAGGCCUCCCCUCGUGCUGUAGGAAGCAUCGGAGGGCGGAGACAAGGAGCAUUUGGCCGCUAGCCCGCUAGCAGCCCCCGCAUGGAGGUAAGACAACAUGUGCAGACAGCUCUUCGUUGCGUAGUUCGGCGCUGCAUCCGUUCCUGCCAGCCCCAACCCUUCCUGCUUCCCCCAUGGUCCAAUCCCACUGCACACUUGCAUCCUCCCUAGCCCGCCCUCUUACCAGCAGCAUUGCAUGCGCACGUGCUAUCCCCGCUGCAAGUCUACCCUCUUUUUGUGUAGCGCGUCCUUCCCUGCCGCCACCCCCGCCGCGGAUUGCUCUUCUUCUCCUUCCCCCGCGCCUUUUCCUUACUCCCUUUGACGCAUGCAGGCCUCCCCUCGUGCUGUAGGAAGCAUCGGAGGGCGGGGACAAGGAGCGUUUGGCCACUAGCCCGCUAGCAGCCCCCGCAUGGAGGUAAGACAACAUGUGCAGACAGCUGUUCGUUGUAUAGUUCGGCGCUGCAUCCGUUCCUGCCAGCCCCAACCCUUCCUGCUUUCCCCAUGGUCCAAUCCCACUGCAGACUUGCCUCCUCCCUAGCCCUCCCUCUUACCCGCAGCAUUGCAUGCGCACGUGCUGUCCCCGCUGCACGUCUACCCUCUUUUUGUUUAGCGCGUCCUUCCCUGCCGCCACCCCCGCCGCGGAUUGCUCUCCUUCUCCUUCCCCCGCGCCUUUCCCUUACUCCCUUUGACGCAUGCAGGCCUCCCCUCGUGUUGUAGGAAGCGGAGGGCGGGGACAAGGAGCGUUUGGCCACUAGCCCGCUAGCAGCCCCCGCAUGGAGGUAAGACAAGAUGUGCAGACAGCUGUUCGUUGUAUAGUUCGGCGCUGCCUCCGUUCCUGCCAGCCCCAACCCUUCCUGCUUCCCCCAUGGCCCGCGCUAGCCCGCCCUCUUACCCGCAGCAUUGCAUGCGCACGUGCUGUCCCCGCUGCAAGUCUACCCUCUUUUUGUGUAGCGCGUCCUUCCCUGCCGCCACCCCCGCUGCAGAUUGCUCUCCUUCUCGUUCCCCCGCGCUUUUUCCUUCCUCCCUUUGACGCAUGCAAGGCCUCCCCUCGUGCUGUAGGAAGCAUCGGAGGGCGGAGACAAGGAGCAUUUGGCCGCUAGCCCGCUAGCAGCCCCCGCAUGGAGGUAAGACACAUAUGCGAACAGCUGUUUGUUGUAUAGGUCGGCGCUGCAUCCCUUCCUGCCAGCCCCAACCCUUCCUGCUUCACCCAUGGCCCAAUCCUGCUGCACACUUGCCUCCUCCCUAGCCCUCCCUCUUACCCGCAACAUUGCAUGCGCACGUGCUGUCCCCGCUGCAAGUCUACCCUCUCCUUGCUUAGCGCGUCCUUCCCUGCCGCCACCCCCGCUGCAGAUUGCUCUUCUAAGCACUCGUUCAUGCCACCCCUAUCUUGCACCUCGACCAGUACUGCUGCAUGCCUUACACCCUGCAUCAUUUAUGCAAGCUACUCUUUGCGGAAGGCCGCUUUCUGAGGUUCAACUCCUCCGUCGAGUACCGCAUGCAUACCAAACCCUCAUAGAUUGCCCGAUGUCCCACCAGCAAGCACCUGCCUUGCAUGAGCCACGUGUUGCCAGACAUGUGGCAAAAACGUUGCCCCUGUGGCAAGCCCUUCCACCUUGUUACAAGCCCUCCCCAGGUGUUGCGACACAGCCCCGGGUGUUGCAAGCCCUGCCUGCACCCCCCCCCUCCAGCCGCAAGUUGCAGCCUGGUGUGUGCGCCCAAGUCGUGUCUGAG